GAGUAGGCCAAACCCAGAAAUCCAAGAAGAGAAAGAUUACGCAAAAAGGGAAAAAGUGGAAAUCUUUGAAAAAUUCCCCGGUUUUUUAUUUUCACACUCAAAGUGGAAAUUACAGAAGAUCAAAAUGCUUUCUUCGUCACAUCUGGCCCAUUUUGUAAUCACCCUUUUUGUUCUUUAAGAUCAAAAAUGUAAAUUUAAUUACUUGUUUAUGCAUGUUUGGUAUUUAUACGAAAGAAUAGAUUUUUAAAGAAGGCAUCUAAGCAUUUAGAAAUCCGAAGUACUGCAAGUCAAACACAGGGGGAAACUGGGAAAGAGAGAGAGAGAGAAAGAGAGAUCCAAGUCAAUGUUAGUUCAAUUCCUUUGGGCAAAAGAGAAAAUUUUCCAGAUUUUCCUUGUUUUUCACUAUAUGGAGGUGUAAUAUGGGACAAAUAUGUAUAUAUAUGACAACAUAGAAUCAUAGAUAAUCUGUAUAUUAACAGGCUUCUUGUAUCCGCCCUCUCUCUCUCUCUCUCUGUCUCUCUCUGCAUCUCUCUUUGACCAAGUCUUGAGCUAAGAAUUGAACCCUUUGGUCUCUUAAGUGUUAAUAUGCAGCAAAGAUGGAAGCUUUCGGUGUUUUUGAGGUGGAUUGACCACGUUGGAAUUGUGGGUACCAAGUAAUGUGGCUUUGUCUCUAUUUGGAAGACCAAGACCCCCCCUUUCUACACUCUCAUCCAACCCAAUACCUAUCCCUUACCAUCCCCUCACACAAACACAAAAACUUUAUAUAUAUAUAUAUAUAUAUAUAUAUAUUUUUGGGUGAAGUUCUUCAGUCCUUUGUUCUUGACAUCAUUUUUUGAACCCUUUUUAGAGAGCUUUGAGCUCUUGGUAUUGGAGAAAAUUGGGUUUUCUCUUGAAUAAACUACAUUUACAGUGAUUUUUUGGAUUGGGAUUGGGAUUGGGAUAGAAAGAAAGUGGAGAAAAUGGGGACAGGGAGGAGGAAGAAGCUGCAUUUCAGCAAGAUCUACUCAUUCAGAUGUGGGAUGUCAGCAUUCAGCAAGGAGGAGCAAUCCCAGAUAGGUGGGCCAGGGUUUUCAAGGGUGGUAUAUUGCAAUGAGACAGAGGUUUUUGAGGGUGAAGAAAUCAAGAACAACUAUUCUGGGAAUUAUGUUAGGACUACAAAGUACACUGCUGCAACUUUCUUGCCCAAAUCCUUGUUUGAGCAGUUCAGAAGAGUGGCCAACUUCUACUUCUUGGUUGUUGGCAUCUUGUCCUUCACUCCCCUGGCUCCUUUCCGGGCUUCCACUGCCAUUAUUCCUCUUAUCUUUGUCAUUGGAGCAUCCAUGGUCAAAGAAGCUAUAGAAGAUUGGCAUAGAAAACAACAGGAUAUUGAGAUGAACAAUAGAAAGGUUAAUGUGCAUCAAAGUAAUGGAGUGUUCAAGCAAACUGAAUGGAAAAAUUUGAGAGUAGGUGACAUAGUUAAGGUGCAGAAAGAUGACUUUUUCCCAGCUGACCUUCUUUUGCUUUCGUCGAGCUAUGAUGAUGCGGUCUGCUAUGUUGAGACCAUGAAUCUCGACGGUGAGACUAAUCUCAAGUGUAAACAAGCAUUGGAGGUCACUUCUUCAUCCUUGCACGACGAUUCUCAGUUCCAAGGUUUUAAGGCGACGGUUAAGUGUGAAGAUCCUAAUGCCAAUUUGUAUACUUUUGUUGGGAGUUUGGAGUGUGAAGGAAAACAGCAUCCUCUUUCACCUCAACAUUUGCUUUUGAGAGACUCGAAGUUACGAAACACGGAGUAUGUGUAUGGGGCUGUUAUCUUCACUGGUCAUGACACAAAGGUUAUGCAGAAUUCAACCGAGCCCCCUUCAAAGAGGAGCAGAAUCGAGAGGAAAAUGGAUAAUAUCGUCUACUUUUUAUUUGGCGUCCUGUUCGUUUUUGGCUUUGUUGGAUCGGUCUACUUUGGGGUUGUAACUAAGGAGGAUUUGGAUGGUGAAAAGAUGAAGAUGAAAAGAUGGUAUUUGAGACCGGACAAUUCUGAGAUUUUCUUCGAUCCUAAUCGGGCUGCAGCUGCUGCUGUUUAUCACUUCCUGACUGCUCUGCUUCUGUUUAGCAACUUGAUCCCGAUUUCCUUGUAUGUAUCUAUCGAAAUCACCAAAGUUCUUCAGAGUACCUUCAUCAAUCAAGACAUUCAUAUGUACUAUGAAGAAACUGACAAGCCAGCAAAUGCCCGAACCUCGAAUUUGACAGAGGAGCUUGGUCAGGUCGAGACGAUACUUUCUGACAAGACUGGCACGUUGACUUGCAACUCGAUGGAGUUCGUUAAGUGCUCGGUGGGGGGUGUGGCUUAUGGCCAUGGUAUCACAGAAGUCGAAAGGGCAAUGGCUAAAAGAAAAGGGGCACAUUGUGGAGAGAUUAUUGUGGCGAAAACACAUGUGAAAGGCUUUAACUUUAGCGAUGAACGGAUCAUGAACGGGAAUUGGAUAACCGAGCCUCGAUCGGGCGUGAUACAAAGAUUCUUUCGUUUACUGGCAGUUUGUCACACUGUCAUACCCGACGUGGAUGAUGCUACUGGCAAAGUUUCAUACGAAGCCGAGUCUCCAGAUGAGGCUGCUUUCGUGAUUGCAGCACGAGAGAUCGGGUUUGAAUUCUCUAAGAGAACUCAAACAAGUGUCUCGGUGAACGAAUUGGAUCUCGAAUCUGGCAAAAGAGUUGAAAGGGUGUAUAAGCUUUUGGAUGUUCUGGAAUUCAACAGCACGAGAAAAAGGAUGUCCGUGAUCGUGAGAGAUGAAGAUGGAAAGAUUCUACUACUUUGCAAAGGCGCUGACAGUGUUAUGUUCGAAAGGCUCGCGAUGAAUGGUAGGGAGUUUGAAGAGGAAACGAGGGAACACGUGAACGAGUACGCUGAUGCAGGCUUGAGGACGUUGAUUCUCGCUUAUCGUGAGCUCAGUGAGGAAGAAUACGAGGUGUUCAAUAAAAAGUUUUCGGAGGCGAAGAAUCUAGUCAGUGCAGAACGAGAUUCGAGGAUGAAUGAAGUAACAGAGAAGAUCGAAAAGGGCUUAACUCUUCUCGGUGCUACUGCUGUCGAGGACAAACUCCAACAAGGGGUUCCCGAUUGCAUUGAUAAACUCGCCCAAGCAGGCAUAAAGAUAUGGGUUUUGACAGGUGACAAGAUGGAAACUGCAAUAAAUAUUGGUUAUGCCUGUAGUUUGCUUAGACAAGGAAUGGAGCAGAUCAUCGUAAACUUGGAUACCCCCGAAAUCAUAGCACUCGAGAAAAGUGGAGACAAAGAUGCAAUUGCUAAGGCCUCGAAGAAAAAUGUUCUCAAGCAAAUCAACGAUGCGAAGGCUCAGGUUACUUCUUCCAGCACCGAGGCGUUUGCCUUGAUCAUUGAUGGAAAAUCUCUUACAUAUGCAUUGAAGGACGAUGUAAAGAACUUAUUCCUCGAUGUUGCAAUUAGGUGCGCUUCUGUUAUAUGCUGCCGCUCAUCGCCAAAGCAGAAGGCUUUGGUAACGAGGCUUGUUAAAACGGGGACUGGAAAAACAACAUUGGCAAUUGGUGACGGGGCGAAUGAUGUUGGAAUGCUUCAAGAAGCCGAUAUUGGAAUUGGAAUCAGUGGCGUUGAAGGCAUGCAGGCUGUCAUGUCAAGCGAUGUUGCAAUUGCUCAGUUCCAAUAUUUGGAACGGUUGCUUUUAGUGCACGGCCAUUGGUGUUACAGAAGAAUCGCUACAAUGAUAUGCUAUUUCUUCUACAAAAAUAUCACCUUCGGUUUCACUUUAUUCUUGUAUGAGAUAUACACAUCGUUUUCUGGGCAACCAGCAUACAACGAUUGGUUCCUCGGACUUUACAACGUCUUCUUCACAUCACUCCCGGUGCUUGCUUUGGGCGUUUUUGAUCAGGAUGUGUCUGCUCGUUUUUGCCUUAAGUUCCCUUUACUUUAUCAAGAAGGCAUUGAGAACGUCCUUUUCAACUGGCGUCGUAUAAUUGGAUGGAUGCUGAAUGGGGUUUGCAGUGCUCUUAUCAUAUUCUUCAUCUGCACAACCGUUCUCGACCCCCAGGCCUACAUGGAGGACGGGAAAAUCGCGGGAUAUGCAAUAGUAGGGGCGACUAUGUACACUUGUGUAGUUUGGGUUGUGAACUGCCAAAUGGCCCUUGCCAUAAGCUACUUCACCUUAAUCCAACACCUCUUCAUCUGGGGUGGGAUAGCCCUAUGGUACAUUUUCCUGCUCAUAUAUGGAGCACUACCUGCACAAUAUUCCACUAACGCUUAUCGUGUAUUCCUGGAGGCCCUCGCCCCCGCCCCGUCCUACUGGAUCGCCACCCUCUUCGUGGUGGUUACCGCCCUCGUUCCUUACUUUGCAUACAACGCGGUUCAGAUGCGCGUUUUCCCAACGUACCAUGAAAUGAUUCAGUGGAUUCGCUAUGAGGGGAAGCUGGAGGACCCCGAGUACUGUGACAUGAUUCGACAGAGGUCUAUCAGGCACACAACCGUCGGGUUCACUGCUCGCUCCAUGGCGAGGUCGGGUGAACAUCUGCAGCUUCACUCUUUAUCUUGUUUGAGUGAGCAAACAGAAUGUGCAUCCAAAACAUUACAGGCUAAACUGGAGCUCUGCUCAUUUGUAGAUAGCUGAUCAUGUAAGUAGAUAUAUACAUACAUAGAGAUUACAGUGCCAAGAGGUAUAAAUUUGUUUAUUCAAA
This is a messenger RNA of Ipomoea nil (Japanese morning glory), 4668 nucleotides long. Its product is annotated as putative phospholipid-transporting ATPase 9. Lineage: Eukaryota; Viridiplantae; Streptophyta; Magnoliopsida; Solanales; Convolvulaceae. The record is from RefSeq and is a predicted model, not a curated record. Bases 960 to 4601 code for a protein of 1213 amino acids. Gene Ontology annotation, biological process: phospholipid translocation. The transcript has 12 exons. Gene Ontology annotation, molecular function: magnesium ion binding; ATPase-coupled intramembrane lipid carrier activity; ATP hydrolysis activity. Gene Ontology annotation, cellular component: plasma membrane.